Messenger RNA from Gambusia affinis (western mosquitofish), 8946 nucleotides. Its product is annotated as leucine-rich repeat and fibronectin type III domain-containing protein 1-like protein. The transcript has 11 exons. Gene Ontology annotation, molecular function: protein binding. Lineage: Eukaryota; Metazoa; Chordata; Actinopteri; Cyprinodontiformes; Poeciliidae. The coding region runs from base 1135 to 3171 and encodes 678 amino acids. The record is from RefSeq and is a predicted model, not a curated record.
GACAAACCGCCGCACAGUGUGAAAGUAACUGCAGGAAGAGGGACGCGUCGUUGGAGCGGAUUUUUUUUUUUUUAACGAAAUAGGGGACGGAGGCUGAUUUCUGUCUUGAGCGUGCAGCGCUUUUUAAAGCUUGCCCACGCUGUUGGUGUCCGGCAUAUUUCCUUGGAGGAAGCAAUGCGGAGAGAGGAGAGAGGUCAAGACAAAGUCACUUCUGGCACUGAAAAGAGGUGAAAACCCGCUAAUAACGGAGUGAUCCUUUAAUUUAUUUUAUUUAAAAAAGUGAACUCUUGCUUUGUAUACAUUUUUAAUACAAGAUAAACCGUUUAGGACGUAAUAUCUCCAUCAACCGACUGGGAUUGUCUUUCCUGAAGGCAAAUGUGGAUCCAAUGCAUGCAAAGAUGAGUAAAAUGUGCAGUAGUGACAACUGAAUGGAGACGCGCGGAGCAUCUUCCACAGAGAGCGGAUCGAAAAUCAGAGCGCACUGUGGUUUCUGAGUUCCGCCUCAGACACCGGAUUCCAGCAGUAUCAGCCCUCGGCAGUUGGGUGUUUUUCUUUUUUAUUUUAUUUUUAUUUUUAGUUUUCGCUUCUGAUUAAUCGAUCGUGUGGACAAAAAAAAUAAAAAUAAACCUACAAGAAAUAUCUCAAUAAAGAGUGGCCGUGCGCCGGUUUGACUGGAGCGUCACAUCCAUCUUUUCUUUCAUUCCUGUCCCAGCUGAUUUGUGGACCGCUGUGGGUGAGAGCGGCUGCCACCGGGCGGUUUAGGGGUCUUUUUGGUGCAUGCUCAGCGGGAACUAAACUGAAACGCCUUGUUUCCCCCUCACCAUCCUUAAGGACCCCAUUGCGCGGCGACAAACACGGAGAAAAGUGGAUAUGAUGGCUUAUUUGGCUUAAAGACGCGUGUGAGAUCAGGAGGAGGAUUAUUUAAGAGGCUCUUUUCUGAGGAGGGGUAUUCACCUGGCUUAUCAAGCAAAGAGAGAUUACACCAGGAGACGCACAGGGCUUUGGAUCCAUUUCCCUCGGUCCCUCCUCUUUUCUGUCCAUCUACCUGUCACUGUGACUGCAAUUUAUCUUCAUGUUGAAUCCUAAUCUAACACACAAUAUCAGAUAGAGUUGCCCUGUUUCCUGGGGAGGAUAAUGGAACGGCUGUGGUUCUCUUUUCUGUUGCUGGCAGCAGCAUGCAGAGGACAGUCGUGUCCAAAACGCUGCAUGUGCCAGAGCCUCUCUCCAUCACUCGCUAUCCUCUGCUCCAAAACAGGUCUGCUCUUUGUUCCCACUGCCAUUGAUCGACGCACAGUGGAGCUACGUCUUCAAGAAAACUUCAUCACAGCGGUCCGAAGAAAAGACUUUGCUAACAUGACCAGCUUGUUGCAUUUGACGCUGUCCAGAAACACCAUUAGUCAGAUUCUUCCUUCAGCAUUCAGUGAUCUGCGGCGACUGAGAGCGCUCCAUCUGGACUCCAACAGAUUAACUGUGAUAAAGGACGACCAUUUCAAAGGUCUUACCAACCUUCGUCAUCUGAUACUGGCCAAUAACCAGCUCCACUCCAUAUCUCCUCACGCCUUCGAUGACUUUGUGACUACUCUCGAAGAUCUAGACCUCAGUUACAACAACCUUGACCAGGUGCCGUGGGACACGAUUGGGCGUCUCACCAACGUCAAUACCCUGAAUAUGGAUCAUAACCUCAUAGAGAAUGUUCCGCAGGGAGUUUUUACCAAUCUACACAAACUGGCCAGGCUGGACAUGACUUCUAACAAGUUGAAGAAGAUUCCCCCAGAUCCCUUGUUCCUGAGAAUCCCAGUAUAUGCCAAGUCUAAAGGCUCCCCACUCUCUUCUCUUGUGUUGAGUUUUGGUGGAAACCCACUUCAUUGCAACUGUGAGCUUUUGUGGUUAAGGAGACUGACCAGAGAAGAUGACCUCGAGACGUGUGCCUCCCCUUCAGAUCUCAGCGCCAAAUACUUUUGGACGAUACCGGAAGAGGAAUUUAUUUGUGACCCACCAGUUUUGACUCGAAAGUCACCUCAUACUGUUGCUAUGGAAGGCCAGCCUGCAAGUCUAAAAUGUAAAGCAAAUGGAGACCCAGAGCCUGAGGUCCACUGGAUCAGCCCUGAAGGCCGACUCAUAUCCAAUGGCUCCAGAACUUUAGUUUUCCCCAAUGGAAGCCUGGAAAUCAACGUUACGUCCCUGAAGGAUUCAGGAAACUUCACCUGUAUCGCCUCAAACGCUGCGGGUGAAUCUACAGGAAGGGUGGAGUUAGUCGUGACAGCAGUGCCUCAUCUUGCAAACAGCACAAGCCGCAGCCGAGAUCCUUCUUCUGAGCCAGCGCCCUCUGACAUCCUGACCUCCUCCAAAGUUGCAAUGCUUAACAACGAAACAAGAGGGGCUGACAGGAGGGUAUCAUUGGUGGAGCUCACAGGAACCUCUGCCCUCAUUAGAUGGAGCAGCCAAACUCCUACAUCCGGAGUGAGAAUGUUCCAGGUCCAGUACAACAGCUCCGGGGAUGACACGUUGGUUUACAGGAUGAUUCCAUCCACCACCAAUGAUUUUCUUGUCCGGGACCUUGCUGCAGGACGCAGCUACGAUCUCUGUGUCCUGGCUGUAUUUGAUGACAUCAUCACAUCACUGACUGCAACGCGGCCUUUGGGCUGUCUCUCAUUCACUACAGACACUGAGUUCAGUCAGUGUCAAGCACUUCAUAGCCACUUCUUGGGUGGCACUAUGAUCAUCAUCAUUGGAGGAAUUAUAGUUGCAUCUGUGCUGGUUUUCAUCAUUAUUUUAAUGAUCCGAUACAAGGUUUACAGUCAUCAAGGCACUGGCCAUGGAAAAGCAACCAUUGGAGGGACAGUGCCAAGGCCACAGAGCAACGGACAAGGAGGCAGCCAGGUUCAAGUCCUCCCUCACUCUGCCUCAAAGAUGACAGACAGUCAGGACGAACAGGUGCUGUUGCCAUCUAGGGCUAUGUCACCUAGCAACACUACGAAAGACACUGUGGCAUUGGUCGAGGAGGAGAGCAGCGAACAGAGCGUCAUGGCAAAGACAGACUCCUUGGCUAAUGAGGAGAUGCUCUCCCCAACCAAGGCCCGCUUCUCUUCCAGGGUUUCCAUUGAGAUGAAAAUAAGACCAUCAUCUGUCACCAAAGAUCCCUCAUCUCCCAUGGAACUAGCAGAACCCUGAAGUUGCUAUUCUGGCAGAUGUGGGAAAACAAACAUCACCAGACAGAAGAAGGUGGUGAAAACUCUCAAGACAAAAAGGCCCUGAAGCCCAUCUCCCUGCAUCUCCUGUUUCCUGCAUCUAUUUCUUUCUUUCUAUGAAUAUCAUGGUGUUAUAGACCUUUACAGUCCGAUUUGCUUUCAAGUGCUUUUACUAGUUAUUGCAUCUGGAUUUGACUACCGGUCAAGACGUGGUGAUGGUGGGAUCAUCAGAAUUACUUGUAAUCUAAGGGCAUUUUUCAAUCAGUAUCAGCGGGGAAAGUGGAAUGCUGAGGGGAAAGAAAAUCAGUUGAAAAACAACACGGGCCUAUGAUAAUUUUUAACAAUUAAGUGGAUAGAAAAUAUAAAGUAACAACCAUUAUCAGGAGCAGCAUCAAUACAGACUGAGUGGAUGGUACAAAGACAGAAAAUAAAUUCAUCAUCAUUAAACAGAACAUGAAUUUAAUGGUAAUUAUACACUGGCAGGCUGUACAUUUCAAGUCUGAUGUUUUUUAUAAACACACCCUAACCUGACACACAUGGGACAUAUGCAGAUGAUGACUCCGUGAAGCUCUAUUUUAUUAAUCAAUACUGAAUAACACAGUUCUGUUAAAUGUUGAUAAACUAAGCUGUUCCACUGGCUGCUGAGCUGGAAGUGGAUCUGUACCGUGACUGGGCCAUGCUAUCUCCUAAUUAGAAUCCAUCAUCUGGAAAUGACAAAGUAGGCAGAAAACACAAACUGAUCAAGACUCCUAUGGAGAGAAUGGGACAAAUCUGGACACACUGGAGCCUACUCUGGAAAUCUAUGUUGAAUCAAUAAGGGAAGAUCUGUGCUAGGCUACACAGUUCUCAGUGUGCUACUGCUCAAGUCCUGUAUGCAUCGUUUAUCACUGGACGGGGUAAAGACCUUAAGGACUGUGAUCGACUUCUCUCACAUCUCUUCAGAAGCCUCUAAGCAGAGACCAGGUCUACAUGAUGUCUACAGCUCCCUUACUCUAUUUGGGAUCUCGCUGGAUGCUGGAAAAGUUGAAAACAGAACUGGACCAGUGGCCCCUGUAAGAGAAAGAAGAAUCACACCUGUGACAGAAGUCCUCAACAUGUCUUGGCUGCUGACCCCAAUAGUAGUCCUUGUGAAGGAGGCCCAAGGUCUUGAAAUACCUCUCUUUCUCCUCUCGCUUUUCCCAGAGAUCCUAACCUGUUACAGCAGGUACAGCUGUAGCACAGAUUACUGGAUACAGUAACACACACUGUUAUUCAGGACCUGGCUGACGCUUACCACUACCUCUCACUCUUAAUCACCCUGUGUCUAUGUCCACACAGGUUGGGACCAGUUGAGGCAAGAAUUGGAGUUUAUGCUUAAAACAUAACAAUUUAUUUAUUGUGCAGUAGGGGGACAAGGUGGGGUUUAGAUGGUUGAGUUGGCCCAGAACAGCUAAGUUAUCGUAUCAUUAAUUUGUACUUACAUUAUCGAUACCCAAUCUCGUUGACAUUUACUGAUAAACUGAAUUUGGAAGUCGGAGAAGCAUGUAUGUAAUGAAGGGAAAGAGUCAGAACAGCAUUAACCUCUGCAAAAACGAAAAUAUAAUUGAAAGCUGAAAAUUUGGACAGCUCAGCAUUAGUUGAAAUAUGAUCCCUACAACCUUUUCUUUGCUAAUGCACAAAAGCUUUAAAUACCUGUCAUCACUCAGACCAAAUUGGAACUGCCUGAUGUUUUGUGCAGCAUCAACAUAAAAUGCAAAAAAAGAACAACAACAACAAAGAAGAAGAAGACGACGACGUGGCAGCAUGUAAAAACUUGUUAGAAAAAAAAUUCUUCAUAAUUUGGCUUAUAAAUCAGUGUCUCUGUAAAUGCAAUAUAAUCAAUUUUCUGCAGGGGCCUGACGUAGACACCAUUGUCUUUAAGCUUUAAGUGUUUUAGCUUUCAAUAGUAAAAGGUGCGUUUAGAAUAAGAGUUCUCAAAUAGGUUUAUUUAUCAACAAUAAACCUUUUUUUGAGUAAAUUACUAUUGUGUCGUGUGAAAAUUGGUCUGUUUACAUAGAUGAAGUACUCUUGCACCGAAUAGUCCCUGCUCCUGCAAGAGUUUGCUGUGAUAUGAGGAAAAAAACCUCCACUCAGCUCCAACUGUGGAGUAUAGGAUGCAGUUAAGAGUGAAAUCAGACUAAAACUCCAUUAAUCUCUCAUCGUUUGCAGGAGAAAGUCAAUAAGCAGAGUUCCCAUCUAGAGUGUAGUUGGCUGUUUACAGACAGAUUACAUUAUGACAAUUUCAAAGUUCUGAAAUAAAUAACAGUUUCAAAACUCGUGGCUUAAUGAGAAGAAGUUUGCAAUAAUACUCAGAUAGUCAGUAAUUAAAUGUCACAACAUGUAACAUCAGACCAACUCACAAACAGCAGUGACCAUAUGUCUGCUCCAUUUAAACUCAUUCUGUGAAUGCUCGUGAAUACUGGACAGUUAAUUGUUCCGUUUGCAAGUAAAAAUGAGAGAACAAGGACUCCUCCAGUGUAAUUUAGAGUUAACAAACAGUAUAACCUGCAGUGGAGCACAAAAUAGGAAAUGCGGAAACAACAUGAAUAGGAUAUGUCACGAGUAAAAAUGCUGGGUCCCAUCCCAUUGUAAAUGCCCACCUUUAACUCGGUGUCCUUCACUUCUUUCAGGUCCAUUUUCAGAGUAGAAUUCCACUUGCCUUGUUCUGUUUUGGACCUGGUUCCUGCAGUGUAAAUGCUGAGGGGAGAAACCCAUCCCCAAAAACCUGCCUUGGCUCUUAAAAAGGUUCCUGCAGUACAAGUCCAGUUUUAGUGCAAUGGUUCUCGAAAGGUCUGGCUUGGGGACCAACUGCAACAACUUUUAUGACAAACUGUAAUCAAAAUUGAUGAAAAGAAAAAAAAAAAUCUAUUCAAAUAAAUUCUGAUUUAAACUGAAUAAAAGACUGCAAGCAUGUAAUUAUGCUAGGAUGAAAAUGUAUGUUGUAUAAACUUGUUGGUUAAAUUAAUGUGCCACAUGUCAUAAUUGCACAUAAUCAUACUAAUCAAUGUAACGUGGAUGAAAGAAAAGUGUAAUUAUAGUUUUGGAUCUUUUGGUCACUUUUUCUUUGUGAAAAGCUAAUUUGGAAUGGUCACCAAAGAGCAAGAUUUAUGUUUCUUAAAAACGAGGCUAGAAUAUUGGAGAGAGAUUAAACACAGAUCAAUUUUUUUUUUUUUUUUUUUUUUUUUUUAUGAAAAGGUUAGGCAUUAAGAAAACAUGGAGGAAAAAACUGAGGAACAAAAGCCCAUGACGCUACAUUUUUUUGAACAGUAGAAUUGAAAGACAAUAAUGUCCAUGGAGAAAGAUGUGAAUUUAUUUUGGCAUCCACCAUUUUUGGAAAGCUUUAUAAUAGGAGAAAAUGUGAAAACUGGAAAUGAAGAAUAUAUGUGGAUGGGAACAAUUCAAAAUUGAUGAGAAACUCAUACCUUGUUUGGGAUUUCUUGUUUUUGAAACAUGACAGGAAUAGCAAAUGGAAAUUAAGUUGGUUGAGAUAACAUAAGUGAACCUGUAUUUGUGCUUUCCAAAAUAUAACUUUAUUCCCAAUCCCAAUGUUUUAGAUGUGCAAAAAACAUAGCACAUCUAUAAGGACAUAUGUUACAUUGUAUUAACUGACUUUAAUUAAGCGACCCCCUUUUCUUUUGUUUAAAAAUUUUAAAAGCUGCUUUUAGAUUUGCAAAGCAUCUUGCUGGAUUUUCAAAUCAGAAUACACAGAUUAGACAUUUGAGCAGGUUGAGAAACAUAAAUUACACAACACUUGAAUUUUUUUUUUCUGUGGACACUUUUAGGGUUCUGUAUUUUUUCAAAUAAACAAAGAUUAAGGAGUAACUUAAAUCCAGUGUUAACAUUUCAAAUCUGUUGUCAUCGAAACACAGUAGUUUUGAAAUCUCAAUGUAUUCUUGGUAUGGAAUUUUAUUGUUCCCAUUAUUUGUUUAGGAAACUUGUGCAUUUUUAAUCUUUUUAGGAAAAAAAAAAAACUUUACCUUGUUCACUGAGAUUCUCCUAUGCAUACACCCUUUUUUGACCAAUUACAAAACAUAAUUCCUUGCUAAACCUGAUGCUGUGCUGUCAGUUUAUGCUAUUUUAGCCAUUAUCACCAAGGUUGACUACACUCAGCUUCUGUCAGCCACUCACUGUGAAGCUAUUUAACAGCACUUGGUUUUCCAGAGAAGGACCAAUCACUACUUGACCUUUAAUCAUUAGAAUCUUUCCUUUGCAGCAAUAAGGACACCAAAAGACAAGAUUUGGUCAAGGUUAACAAGGAGGAUUGAGGGCUAACCAUCUGACUUCUGUGAACAUCCCCUAUUAAUCAGUGCCCACUUAACAGAAUAAUAAAAAAAAAGGUUUAACAAAUUGCUUUUUCAUGUGGUUUUUGAAAUACAUUAAUGGAUUCAGAGCUUUGGCAACAAAACCUUAUUUUUACCAAGUAAUUAAAAGUUGCAUAGAUUUGUAACGUUUUUACAAAUUCCAUACUGAAGCACUAAAGAUGAGUAAGGUGUGACUUAAAAAAACCCAAAAAAACAUAACUACUUUGACAGGUAUGACAGUUUAUUUGAGCAGCUUUAUUUCAUUUUGUCAUUAAAUUUAAUAUAAUAUGAGUUUGGCUGUAUGUUAGCCUUUUCAGAGGAGCUCUGAAGUGUUCUUUACAAUUUGAAAUUUAUUUAUUUGUAUCACUGAACAAAAAUAUUGACACACAGGUAUGCCUUUUCAGAAAAGAAAAAAGAAAUACUAAUUUAUUUGUUCUUUUUGAGGUAGGGGAGAAUCACAACUAUGCAUAUUAAAACUGACAAAUAAAGUAUCUGUACUAUUUAGAAAAUUAACAUGGAUAAAAAUUACAAACUGAUAAUAAAAGAUCACUGGGUUUUGAUUUAUGUCGUCUGUGAUGAAAUUUAAAUUAUGUGUGCAUGAUUAGUAAUUUUACCCCAAUUCUCUUUGUUUCAGAUCCAGUCCUCAGAUAGAAAGCCAUUUGCUGAGAGCCAAGAAUUACAAAUGAAGGAUUCGGAAAUAAUCUUAAGUAGCAGGAUACCAGAGCACAUCAGUCAUUAUUGAUAUCAUAUAUCACUUUAUCAUAGUGUCUUUCACUACAUGUCGCAAAAUGGUUUAAUGUGAAGAAAAAAAUGCAGUAUGACCAUAAUGUACUCUACAAGCUGUGUUAUUAACAUCAUGACUGCUGUCUGUCAGGUAAAAUUUGUCUUCAUUAUCACAUCUGAGUACAUUUAUGUGCACACAACACUGGUGAUAGCUACACACAUUUCAGUUUUCUUUUUACUCACAUCAAUUUCACCUCUGAGUAUGUCUUUUAAGUAUUGCUAUAAACCAAUAAUCAGUAUUUUCCAGACUUCUCUGUAAGUUUUUUUUCUUAAUUUGCGAUAAUUUUACAAGACGAAAUGAGAUUAUUGGCCAAAUCAGAUAUAUACUAACCUUGUGUGUGCACCUAUUUGCACUAGUUUUUGUUUCACAGUGUCACCAUGUAUUUGGCCAUAUUGGUGUUUACACAGUUCCCUGCUGAUAUAGUUACAAUUGGUAGACCAGGAAAUGGGUGGAGAACCAUAAAAGACCCACACUAGAACAUGCACACCACAACAAGGAUGGAAAAACAAAAAAACAUAAGUCCUUAGUCCUCACUUCUCCCUCAUGUGUUCCUCUCACUUUUCUGGGGGGGCUUUAUAUUUUCUAUGUGUACAUAAAGCAAUUCAAAAUCUAUAGUUUUGUACAUGUAAUUUUUAUGGUGUGUGGAUAUUUUCUA